GUCGGCGGAGCUCUAACCCUAGUUUUCUUUUAUUUCUGUCUCCGCCGCUUUCCCCGUCCUGAUUCUGAUCUGCGGCCCACUCGCCUUCGAUCCCGCUUGCUUCGAGUCGCUUGAUUCGAUUGCCCCUCGAUCGAUCUCUGGCCUUGAUCCGUGUGCCCCUCGAUCGAGAGCGACGAAGAGACAGUGGGAGCACGAUGUCGCGGUGCUUUCCGUACCAUCCGCCGCACAUCGAAGAGUCCUUGAUCGAAUCAAUCAAGGUUUGUUGAGCAUCAAUGCCGCUGCGAUUGAUUUCUUGCAUUCUUGCUCGACUUCCUUUAUUCGCGAUCCGUUCGUCGCCACGAUCUCUUGGUCACUUUAGUCUUAGAUCGAACGAAUUCUUGCGAAGUUGGAGUUCAUAAGUUUGUAAUCAUAUGUCAAAUGGAUAGAGGAAUUGUAAUCGACCACAAUAUGAUUGGAUUUUAUUCCGUAGAUAGUAUUGUUUAGGAAAUUGGUUUUUUGUUAUUCUUCUGGUGGAUGGCUAUGGAGUUCUUAUGAAGAUGAGUUGUUGGUUGGUAGAUGAGAUGCUCAGGUCAAUUACAAGACUAUUAAGCGGUUCUCUACACGAGUCUUGAGCUUUGAAUUUAUAGAUCUCCUAUGAAUAAGCAAUUAAAAGUGGAUCUGCCAAGGCUAGAUGUGGUACAGGUAUGGGGAGCACUCUGAUGUCAGAUUAAGAAAUUCCGAAUUGGAUCUUGAUAUGAUUGAUGUGGACGAUUAAAAGAAAUCCUUAGGAGUUGAUUUGUAGGUAUACUAUGAAAAAGCAAUUCACAUUUGCAACAGAUCCAGUUAUUUUUGCGCUUUCUUUUAAUUGUCGGACCAGUAUUUUGGUGGAAGUCAUUUGAUGGAAAUCAUGGAUACUAUCAAGAACCCUUGUAGUAGUUGCACUUUCUUUGUAUUCUCUUUUUAGAUGUUCCAGUUGUGGCAUAGUAAUUUCAAGGCAAAGAUGAACGACUUGAUUCCAUUGGAUUCUCAUCAAUGUAUUUGCACUUAAAGUGAAAUGGUUGUUUAUAUUAAUUAUCAUGAGAGGUCUAAUUAUAUUAGUCUCCUAAUAAAGUUUAUUAGCAAACAACUCCAUCUUAUGUCUCAAGCAUAGCAUCUGAGUUUUGAAUGCUAUCGGAUUAUUAUGUUAGAAUUUUGUUUAGAGAUUGAGGAAUGCAGUCAGAUCUAAGAGGAUUGGCAAUUUAUUAACAGUAAAGCUUUUACUCUAGUUCUAAACAUUAAUGUUAACAAUCUGUAUUGUUGAAAAUUCUUGUUUGUUUGAAGUUCAUAUCCGUUGUUACUUUUUUUUGGAAUAUCUGAGCUUGAACAGAUAUCCGGGUUCAAAUCCCGGCAACGGAUUUAUGACCAAAAAGAAAAAAAAGAACCUUGUAAUUAUAAUAUUCUUGGUCACUCUCUUGACAGGACUUCUUCAUAGUUUGACUGCUAAUGUAAAUUGAGUCUUAGGGGAAUGAAUGAUAGUGCAUAGAAAAUUUUUGGUUUACUAUUUUCUUUAGUAAUCAGGGUGAACGUAUCAAAGAUGCAAAGGUUCCUAAGUUCUUAUUGGUAAACUAAAUAUUAGUUAAAUGAUUGGCUAUAUAUUGCUAUAGUGAUUGUGUGUUUCCUGUUUUCCUCUCCUCAUUUCAUUACCGUUCUGCCCUUUCUACUUGGAGUGUUUUUUUUUUCUCAAAAAUGAUUUUUUUAGCAGCUGUGCAAUUGGGUGUUUUGUGUAAGAUAGAUGUGUCAAAAUAUAAAAUAUGAAACAUUCUGAGAUAGGCAUCUCGAUCCUAUAAUUGGGGGAUACAAUUGUUGUAUGCAAACUUAUAAUAGAUUUUACUGCUGGUAAUUGGUUUGGGAUUUCAGGAAGAAUCUCUAAUAUAUCUUACUAGGAGAUUGAGUUGUAAGAACUGGUUUUGGAAGAAUGUUAUUCUAUUUGGACUUUUUUGCUCAAUGUGAAAUAUCAUGCUAUUGAAGCCUAAAGAGUGUACUAUUAUAUUGACUCGUACCUGUGUAAUACAUUCUCCGGUGUGCCUCUCUGCUUUGCUUCCCCACUGUAUAUUCUUUGCUGGGGUUGACUAUUCUUCUGGUGCACUGAAGCUCCAAAAAGAAAGCCAAAAGGCAAAGAAGAAAGAAAAAAAGAGGGAGAGAAAGGAGAGGGAGAAGACCAAUGAAAAGCUUGUGAACUCUCAGCACGAGGAGAACCAUAUCAAGAGAAAGCAUGAAGAGAAGAAGUUGGAUCAGAAUUUGUUCAGCCAAAAGACCAGCAAUGAUGUUAUCCAGCAGCUGGAGAGAAGUGGCAUUACAGAAGAACAUGAGCUUCCAUGUUCCAUUCAGUAUUCCCACGACUCCCCUGAGAGCUCUCAGGACAGCAAUAAGAGGAGAAAACUUCUGCCCUCUGAUUCUGGUCAUAACAAGCAUGGAAUUAUCAUUCGCAUUAAGUUGCCAACAUUGAAGCAAAGAGACUCAAAGCCACCAUUACUAUCGGUGAGGCAAGAAGAUGCACAGCUACCAUUGGCAUCCUUGAAGAAAAGAGAGCCUAAGCCACUAUUACCAUCGGUAAGGCAAGCAGAUGCACAGCUACCAUUGCCAUCGUUGAAGCAAAGAGAGUUGAAGCCACCAUUACCAUCGGUAAGACAAGCAGAUGCACAGCUACCAUUGCCAUCGUUGAAGCAAAGAGAGCCAAAGCCACCAUUACCAUCGUUGAGGCAAGCAGGCACAAAGCUACCAUUGCCAUCGUCGAAGCAAAGAGAGUUGAAGCCACCAUUACCAUCAUUGAGGCAAGCAGACACAAAGCAACCAUUGCUCUCGUUGGAGCAAAGAGAGUUGAAGCCACCAUUACCAUCGUUGAGGCAAGCAGACACAAAGCUACCAUUGCCAUCGUUGGAGCAAAGAGAGCCAAAGCCACUAUUACCAUUGGUGAGGCAAGCAGACACAAAGCUACCAUUGCCAUCAUUGACAAAAAGAGAGUCGAAACCACCAUUACCAUCGUUGAGGCAAGCAGAUGCACGACUACCAGUGCCAUCGUUGAAGCAAAGAGAGCCAAAGCCACCAUUACCGUCCGUGAGGCAAGCAGAUGCACAGGUGCCAUUUCCAUCGCUGAAGCAAAGAGGUCCAGAGCCACAGGACACUCAAACAGCUGCGCAAGUGAAUGUGGUAGUCAACAACAAAUCAAAGCAGAUAGCUGAUGAACGUCCUGCGGUUGAUGAACAGCCGUGUUCUUCAGGCAGGGCUGUGGAAACUGGUCUUGAUCGAGAAGCAGCUGCACCUUCGCAUAGAACUACCAGUUCGAAAAGGAUUGGCAGCAGAACACGGCAACAGGAAAAGUUUGAUGAAUUAAUAGUGAAUUGGAAUCCAUCGCCAUUGCAGUUGGAGUUGGAGUCUUCAGACGCAGGUGGCGACGACUGGUUGUUUGGGGCUCCAAAGCAGCGGGGCACCAGUUCGUUUGCUGCUGAGAGCAAAUCCAGCAAUGGAAGUGGAAGUAAUGCCAUUUCUUCUCCGCAGCCCCGAGCCCUCUACUUGCCUGAAUUCGAUAUGUAUCAGCUGCCUUAUACAGUCCCGUUUUAAAUUCAAGGGACAUGAAUCGAUGCAGUCAGAAACAUGUUCUGUAGCCUAGCCAACAUUUUAAAAGAUCGGGAGAACAUGCUGCAUUGCAAGGCCGAGCAAAAAAGGUGUCAUCUAUUUUCUUUGGGAUUGGCUGUAUGCUUGCAGUUCCCUUCAGAGUUCUUGUCCUGAUCCAAAAUGUUUGGACCCCUGCCUAACCGCAAACGGGUUUUGAUCGAGGAGGAAGUCGAAUUCGUGUAUGUAUUCUUAUCCUCUUAGGCAACGAGUACGGAUGAUGGCGUCGAGUGA
Molecule: messenger RNA, 3861 nt
Organism: Musa acuminata subsp. malaccensis (wild Malaysian banana)
Lineage: Eukaryota; Viridiplantae; Streptophyta; Magnoliopsida; Zingiberales; Musaceae
Source: RefSeq, a predicted model, not a curated record